Messenger RNA from Uloborus diversus, 1619 nucleotides. Its product is annotated as F-box only protein 7-like. NCBI's taxonomy places the organism in Eukaryota, Metazoa, Arthropoda, Arachnida, Araneae, Uloboridae. Gene Ontology annotation, biological process: positive regulation of autophagy of mitochondrion; autophagy of mitochondrion. The transcript has 9 exons. Gene Ontology annotation, molecular function: protein kinase binding. The coding region runs from base 138 to 1079 and encodes 313 amino acids. The record is from RefSeq and is a predicted model, not a curated record.
UUAAUGUUUUUGUUUUUUUCUCAUUUUCGUGUACGCAAAAAAUUCCGAAAAUUUAUAAAAGUUUAGAAAAGUUUGGAGUGAAGCCAUUCGAAAAUUCUCAACACAGUUUUCAGCCAAAUGUGCCCACAAACUAUGCUAUGACAGAAUCAACAGAAAAACUUUUUGAAGAGAAGGAUUUGUCAAAAAAUAUUUCACAUUUAGUGCAACAAACAAAAAUUGAGAAUGCCUCUGAUGCUCUAACUGUUUUAUUGCAUGGAUUUAUGAUUGAAACCGGCUAUAUUCCUUCCGACAUAGAUGAAAGUGAGAAGUACGACCACAUGCCAAAACAAUGGAUGAAGAAUGGUGUUUACAAAAUUCGAUAUUUUUAUAAGAAUUUUCCUCAACUGUAUUGCUGGAUGACUUGUAUUCCUAUGUACAACAACUUGUCCAUUUUCAGUGCAAUAGAUAGUCCUCAAUGUGAAGCUGACACACAAAUAACUUUAAACAUUGAUAGAUAUGUAAAGUACAGCCAAGAAUUUUCAAGUCCUUCUACAUCUUUUUCCAAUUUGAAUAAUCUCUCCAGACAUUUCAAAGAUGAAUUUUGUUUUCCUCUUUUAAAGUUAUUGCAUGAAACUUUAGGUAUUUCAAUAUCUUUUGGUUUCGAUGGACUUUUGGAAGACUUAAAAUUGCAUAUAUUGGAAUUACUUCCUGUUGAAAGCAUUGUUUCAUGCUCAGCUGUUAAUAAGAAGUUUAAUGAGCUUGCAAAUUCACCUUAUUUGUGGAAAAACUUGUAUUUAAGGGAUUUUGAAUUAAAUGGUAUUCCUGAUAUACCUUCAACAUCACAAGAUGGAAAUGAGUGGAAAAAAGCUUAUAAAAGACAAUAUUUGAGAAGAAAAAAGCUUUCAGAACCUCAUUUUCCUGUUGUUUAUCCAUAUCCAAUGCACAUAUAUCCUAUUGCCCCAGAUCUGCGAAUUGAUCCUCAGAUAGAUUUUGAUUUCCCAAUUUAUGAUGCAUUUCCUCACCUACGACGACAAUUACAGCCACCAUUUUUCCAUCCCGGUUUCCCGAGCACUCGACAUUUAUUUAGAAGAUACUGGUGAACAUUCUAACUCAGGGUGCUAUGAAUUGUGAUAAAAAUUCAUCAACUUAAUUGCAUUGAAAUGAUUAUUUUCUUGUACAAAUCCAUGUCUUGUUAGCAUUCAUGUUAGAAGUAUUAAAUGGUUUUAAAUAUUUGAAUCAAAUUACCUCUGAAUUUUAUUAUACAUUUUGCACAUUUAACAAUCUUAAAUAUGUCUUAAAAGUGUAACCAUCAUAGCAAUCUAUCGUUAUAAAAUGCUUGACUGCAAGCAGCAAAAAAAGCAUCACUACUCAUCUGAAAGCAUCACUAAGACUAGAAAAACUGAAAAUAUCUGUAUACCUAGAGAGGCUUUCAGUGAAAUAUUUUAAAUUUCUUCUAGAGUAUGCCAUCUAGAGCCUCUACAUUAGGGUGGAGUGAAAAAAAUAAAUUUUCGAAAUUUGAAACGCCUGGGGUCUCUAAAAUUGCCUUUUAGCAUUAAUAGAUCACCCCUAAAAUUUUAGCUUCCUAGGUUAAUAUCUUUAUGUUCAAAAAUUACCACAAAAAUACAAAAAAAAAAAAAAAA